AUGCAGCUGCAAAUAUCCAUGGUCUUGUUGGUGGUGUUAGUAUUUUCAGUUAUCCUGCCAGCCAGAUGUAAAGUGGCCAACAGUAAUACGAAUAGCCAUGUGAAUAGUUGGCGUGACUUGUUUUUUGGUAGUAAAUGGCUAUCGCCAGCAGCUCCACGUAUACGUGAAUCCAAGUUUUUACCCAUUUUCGCCUUGGUACCCAUUGGUCCGGGCACCUGUUCGGCUCCAUCUGGUGAGCAGGGCAAUUGUAUACCCAACAAGGACUGCGUCCUAAGAAAUGGCAUACCAGCCGGUCCCUGUGGCGGUGGUUACGGCGUCUGUUGCAUAUUUCUCCAGACUUGCGGUGGCAUAAUACGUGAAAAUUCCACAUAUUUCGUGAAUCCCAAUCAUCCGGAUAUCUUCGAUGGCACUGGCAGUUGUCAGGUUACAAUACAGAAACUCCAUCCGGAUAUAUGUCAGUUGCGUUUGGAUUUCGAUAUGUUUUCGGUGGCACCGCCCGAGGCUGCCAAUCAUUUGUGUAAUCAGGAUCAAUUGCUCAUCUCCGGCGGAAGUCCAACGCCCACAAUUUGCGGCAGUGCAACAGGAGAUCACAUGUAUGUGGAUGCAGGUCUAGGACAAAGCUCUCAAAUCAUUCUAUCUAUCAUAACCAGCGGCAGUUUUCCACGUCUCUGGCGGAUUCGUGUCACGCAAAUCCAUUGCGGUAGCAUCAGUCGUGCCGAUCAGGGUUGCCUUCAAUACUAUACGGCAAUCAGUGGCCGUGUCCGUAGCUUUAACUACAACACUGUGGCCGGACGACAGCUCUCCAAUCAGGACUAUAGCAUCUGCAUACGGAAUGAGCGUAAUUUCUGUGGCAUUCAAUACAAUGCCUGUCCGGAUUUGGAGAACAAUCGUUCGCGAGCCUUCACCAUAACGGGCAACUCCAAUAAUCCGGUGCCCACCAUAGUCGGAGGCGGAGGCGGUGGAGGUCCUGGAGGUGCCCCGCCUACCAAUACGAAUGGCUGCAUCAGUGAUUGGUUACUCAUCGGAUGCAUACGCUCUGCCGAUCGCAUUCCUCCCCUGCCCGGCUGUGAGGAUCGUGUCUGUGGUGGCACUUUCAGUGCUGAGGCCGGCAUGUUGGCCAAGACAGUGCAAUCCAGUGUAAGGCCUUUUCGCUUAUAUUUUCACACAGAUGGCGUCGAAGCGCCAAAUGAUAUUGAUAAUCGUGGAUUUUGUUUAGAUUAUGUUCAACAGCCUUGUACAAGUGGUUUUUAG
Messenger RNA from Drosophila willistoni, 1251 nucleotides. RefSeq lists its product as uncharacterized. Lineage: Eukaryota; Metazoa; Arthropoda; Insecta; Diptera; Drosophilidae. The record is from RefSeq and is a predicted model, not a curated record. The transcript has 5 exons. The coding region runs from base 1 to 1251 and encodes 416 amino acids.